This is a messenger RNA of Pestalotiopsis fici W106-1, 1146 nucleotides long. RefSeq names its product S-(hydroxymethyl)glutathione dehydrogenase. Bases 1 to 1146 code for a protein of 381 amino acids. Gene Ontology annotation, cellular component: cytosol. The record is from RefSeq and is a predicted model, not a curated record. Gene Ontology annotation, biological process: formaldehyde catabolic process. Lineage: Eukaryota; Fungi; Ascomycota; Sordariomycetes; Amphisphaeriales; Sporocadaceae. Gene Ontology annotation, molecular function: S-(hydroxymethyl)glutathione dehydrogenase [NAD(P)+] activity; zinc ion binding. The transcript has 5 exons.
AUGGCUGACACCGUUGGCAAGACCAUUACGUGCAAGGCCGCCGUCGCCUGGGAAGCUGGCCAGCCGCUCAGCAUCGAGGAGAUUGAGGUUGCGCCUCCCAAGGCUCACGAGGUUCGCAUUCAGAUCUACUACACCGGAGUUUGUCACACAGACGCCUACACACUGUCCGGCAAGGACCCCGAGGGUGCUUUCCCUAUUGUUCUCGGACACGAGGGUGCCGGUCUUGUUGAGUCCGUUGGUGAGGGUGUUACCAACGUGAAGCCUGGUGACCACGUCGUUGCCCUCUACACACCGGAAUGUAAGGAGUGCAAGUUCUGCAAGUCGGGAAAGACGAACCUGUGCGGCAAGAUCCGAGCCACGCAAGGUAAGGGUGUGAUGCCCGAUGGCACCUCCCGAUUUAAAUGCAAGGGCAAGGACCUCCUCCACUUCAUGGGAACUUCAACCUUCUCUCAGUACACUGUCGUCGCGGACAUUUCCGUCGUCGCCGUUCAGCAAGAUGCUCCCAUGGACCGAACAUGCCUGCUGGGUUGCGGUAUCACAACUGGUUAUGGUGCCGCUAGAAUCACCGCCAACGUCGAGGAGGGUUCAACCGUCGCCGUCUUCGGUGCCGGUUGUGUCGGUCUCUCCGUUGUGCAAGGUGCCGUUGUUCAAAAGGCCGGCCGCAUCAUUGUUGUCGACGUGAACCCCAGCAAGGAGGAAUGGUCCAAGAAGUUUGGUGCGACCGACUUCAUCAACCCCAUGGAGCUCAAGGGCCAAUCGAUCCAGGAGAAGCUCGUUGAGUUCACCGAUGGUGGUUGUGACUACACCUUUGACUGCACUGGUAACGUCGGUGUCAUGCGGGCAGCACUUGAGGCCUGCCACAAGGGUUGGGGUCAGAGCAUCAUCAUUGGUGUCGCUGCCGCUGGUCAAGAGAUCUCCACACGGCCAUUCCAAUUGGUCACUGGACGUGUCUGGAAGGGCUGUGCUUUCGGAGGUGUCAAGGGUCGCUCGCAGCUGCCUGGCCUGGUGACUGACUACCUCGAGGGUAGACUGAAGGUGGAUGAGUUCAUUACUCACAGAAAAGAGCUUCCCGAUAUCAACCCUGCAUUCGAGGUGAUGAAGGCAGGAGACUGCAUUCGCUGCGUCGUUGACAUGAGGAAGAUUUAG